Nematostella vectensis (starlet sea anemone) is the source of this 2853-nucleotide messenger RNA. RefSeq lists its product as uncharacterized. Lineage: Eukaryota; Metazoa; Cnidaria; Anthozoa; Actiniaria; Edwardsiidae. The record is from RefSeq and is a predicted model, not a curated record. Bases 150 to 2066 code for a protein of 638 amino acids. The transcript is spliced from 10 exons.
UUUGAUUCGGGGAAUUACCGCGGAAUACAAAUACGGAAGAGAGACGUGAGAUGAUUCAUGCCAAUACAACUUUGAUAAGACACAACGACAGAUUUCAUGCUUUGGAAUCGAAGCUCUUGGCUUCAGCAAUUUUCUAAAAGGACAAUAAUAUGACACAAGCCAGACCAGAAGACGAUCUUAGUGAUUUAAACGAGAUUCUGCAGCCUCUAUUAGACGACCCGAAUAGUGCUGCAUCUCUCACUGUGCCUGUGGAUGUGUUUGACCCCCCUUCACAAGUUCCUGAGGCAUCUGUCGAGGUGAAGGAUUUAAAAGAGGUUUAUGACAAGACACAGAAGAAAACCACAGCCACAGGCUCUGAGCAGAGAAUUGCAGAUGGUGUGGUUCACAUGGUUGUUAAGGCGUCUGCCCAGCUCAGGUCGAUUAGAGUGUUUGUGAGGAGAGUUGAAGAGGCUGCACAAAAGACAAAUGACACAAUCGGUGCUGUUGAACUCCCUGUUCAAAUCAAUUACCAUGAGAUGCACAAAACAGAGCUGUGUGUCAACCUUGAUUCUGUGUACAAAACACCAUCUGGCUCAUUCAUCUACUGGCUUGAUAGAGUGGAAGUUGAAGAUAGAAACAGAUGGGAGCUUGUCAUUUUUGUUGAGUUCAUUGAUGGCACAAACUGCUCAUUUCAAUCUAAUGCAUUCAGGAUUCGUACAAAGCCAAGGGCCACUAAGAAACCCGACAAUUCACCAUUUCCAUACCCAUCACCUCAUGAAUCUGACCAAACACGCAGUGAUGAGUCUACUGGGCCUUCAAGCAAGAGAAAGCGCAUGCAGUCUCAAAGUGCGAGUGAUGUUCUCUCUUCUCCUGGCAGUACAUAUAACGGCCCUAUUCAAAUCAAUGGAUCUCCAUUUUCAGAUCAAGAGGAUCAUGGGUAUUAUGAUGGAAGGUCCACUCCACCAAGGACCACAGAAGCUCUUCUCACGGAUUACUUGGAGGCCCAACGCGCCAGCAUCAAAGAGCUCCACGUUAAAAAGAUGAUCUGCACCCCUAACGCGGAUAUAGCAUAUCACGUGGAGCUCAAGGGGCCGUAUUACAGGAGUAAGGACCAGGAGGAGGGAGACGUUGUCGGGUUCUUUGAGCAGGAAAAGACAGGAAAGACAGUGAUUGCGUUACUGACGCAUGACAAUGCCCGAGAGGCGCGCAUGGCAGGAGUCAUAAGUCGUUCGGCAUAUCUACAGGGAAACGUCCCAUCUGGGAAUCUAGGUAUGACCGAUACAGUUUGCGUCAUCGGCAUUGUCCGCGUGAAAGUCACUGGACCCGUACAGAAUGGUGAGCGCGUAUAUGCAUCACUCGACCAGCCGGGACUAGCCGUCCCCGAGACGCAAAUACCCCUGCGGAGGAUGGCCGGAAAGUCACCAAUUCUUCUUGGUCAGACGCUUGAAUCGCGUGAUGCAGCCAAGAUGAGUGACGUCUCCUUGGUGAAGUGCUUUGUUUCCAUAGUCAUGGGAAUCCAGUCUCGGCAGAUGGCUGACGCGGUGUCGAGUCUGCAAGAUCGCGUACACAACACGAUUAAUGACGCAGUCAAGUCCGAAAAGAAGAGAUUUGUCAGAGGGUUGAUAUUGAAGUCCAUACUGGUAUUAGUCGUUCUGGGCCUACUGGCAGUCUUGUUGUAUGAGUUCUUGAUGCCCGGCAGUGCUUUACGUUACUUUAUUUGCAAGCGAGGUUCCAUCAGACCACAGAGAGACGUAUUCUUCACAUACGAGACUUACGACAUGCAGACUCCUCGAGUCCACGGCAUCGAGUUUACUUGGGCGAACCUGAAGAAGAAGAUGGGGCUUACAUUCAGAGCUUACAACAGAACAGGCAUGCAUUUUUACUUGAACCUGGACCGCUGUGCAUAUGGAGGUGUGGUAAUGGUAGGGUCUUUACUCGACCACAAGAAACAAGUACGCGGGGCAGAGGUGUUUGCUGUAAACUCCACGUGUAGUGGUGUUUAUUACGAGAUGGGAUCCGGAGAACAGGGGCAGUGGCAUCCAUACACAAGCGCACGGGACUUUGUCUGCAUACCACCUUAUAACUAAAUCCUGGUCUACACCAACAAAAACUUGUAAUGAAGCAGUGAGAAAGUGUCUCAUUGCCUGGCUUGACAUGUGAACAAUUUAGUUGUAAUAGUUAUGUGUCUUAUGAAUUCACCUGAAAGCCUGGUACAUGGUUUGCUUUGCUUAGGCAAAUGAUACUGCAAAUGCUUGUUUUAGCACCUAGCUUCCAAUAAGCACCCCUCCCACCCAAAAAUGUGUGACUGAACCAAAGACUUAAAGCACCCAUACUUUUUUAACAAUGAAAGACACAUACCAAAAAAAUUGGUUGGAGUUGUUCUUGUUUCUUUCUUACAGUCCCAAGAUUUGAAUCCCCUAGUGAAUAAAAAAUAAAAUAUCAGGGCCUUAAAACAAGCAUCUACAUUAUGCCACACAAGGUUUUGAUGCAGAUUGCCUGUACUAAAACGUACAAAAUAUUGGAGAUUUGAUGUGGUGCAUCUACUUUUUUCUCAUAGUCACUGUCUGAGAAAACGUCACAUCCAUGGUGACCACAAAUAAAUGACAGUGCAGGCACGAGGCAACGAGGGCUGAAUCUUUAGAAUUAUUUUUAUAAAUAAAUUUGUAUUUUUAUAAAGUGCGACUGUAACCCUGUCCCCCAGAUCUGGUAAAGUGCACAAAAAUAAGUAUAACAAAUGUUUACAGUAACAAAUCAAAGUAAAACAUGAAGUGAGAAAUAAGAAAUGUUUGGUGGUUACUGCGGGUCUUUCUAAAGUAUUAUAUACUGGUAUUAUUUAUUUUAUUUUGUACAUUUAUUAAAGUUUCAUACACUUGG